Guillardia theta CCMP2712 is the source of this 723-nucleotide messenger RNA. RefSeq lists its product as hypothetical. Bases 1 to 723 code for a protein of 240 amino acids. NCBI's taxonomy places the organism in Eukaryota, Cryptophyceae, Pyrenomonadales, Geminigeraceae. The record is from RefSeq and is a predicted model, not a curated record. The transcript has 2 exons.
AUGGAUCUGCGUAUGAAUCUAUUCCCCGAUGAGCACGGCAGACCAGAAGGUGAAAUGGAUAUGAUCAAAACGCGGGAUGAAACCAAGAGGGUCACAAUUGCGGAGGAAGUGUUGGAGCUCGGUUCAUCAGAGGCUUCUUCUCCGGUUAUCAAGAAGUUUGGAGUUUCAAGCCCUUCAAGCACAAAUGCCGACAUGGACGAAGGAACAAUUGCGAUAGCCAAGAUAGAGAGAAGGCUGAAGAAGAAUAUCCCAAACGACGAGCGCAAGAAGCUCGAAGCUGAGAAAGAGUCACUUCUUUCCCGUAGGAACCGUGGGACAGCUCCUGGAGAAACUCCGAACAUGCCAGCGAGGUCGGGACAGGUUAGGAGGAAAGUGGGGAAUGUUGCGAUGCAUGUGGAGGAAAGUCAGGAAGGGAAGAAGGACAAGCGGUCGAAGGCAGCAGCAGCACCUCCUGCUCAUCCCAAGACGAUGGCGCGAAUGAAGGAUUGGAAGCGAGAGAUCGAAAGACGGAUGAUCGAGCAAGAACAGAUAGACUCGUCCACGACCAAAGAGGACUCGGACUGGUUGAAAGCUGUUGACGGGCCUGUCUCUCAAGUUGUGGAUUUCUUCAAUGAGUUUGUUGAUGGCAUGAAACAAGCCAUCGGGAUGUCUGAACGCCCGCAAGAGACUCAACAGUCUCCGCCCCGAGCUCUUCCCGAGCAGACCUUCAGCCGGCGGCUAUGA